This is a messenger RNA of Globicephala melas (long-finned pilot whale), 10993 nucleotides long. RefSeq names its product RHO family interacting cell polarization regulator 1 (gene RIPOR1). The record is from RefSeq and is a predicted model, not a curated record. Gene Ontology annotation, cellular component: cytoplasm. Lineage: Eukaryota; Metazoa; Chordata; Mammalia; Artiodactyla; Delphinidae.
CCGCCGUUUCCGGGGGCCGCGGACAGGGCGGGGGUCGGGUGCGGCGGUUCUAGUGCCUCCCCCCGCCUGGGGAGUCCCAGAUCUGCUGCCCCGGCUGAGGCCCUGUCCCGUAUCGCGCCAUCCCCGGGACCCAGGCCUCGCGGUGUCGUUCCUCCCCUCCUCUCGGGCGCGGAGGACGCCCACAAAAGCCGCCGCCUCUGGGCCUGCCGCACCCGGCGCUGCCUCCUUCCCUCCCACGGCAAGGCCCAGGCGGCCUGUGCCCCGGGGCUCUGGGGUGGGCCAGGCCUGAGGGUGGGCCCUUGGCGCCAGCCUGGGCCCUGGCACGGACGCUCAUCGGGAGCCCCACUGCCCUCGCCGCAGGAGAGACUGAGCUGGGAAUGGGGAGAGGGCGACGAGGGGUGCAGGCCCGCCUCCGAGAUGAGCUAAUCUCUCUGGCCUCACCGGCUGGCCUAAGCCGCUUUGGGCCCCGACCCGAGGUGGCCGAUCCGGCCUUGGGCUGGGCUGUUCGCCCAAAUCUGGCGCGGCCCAGGCCGGAGAGGAUAGCCCCGGCGCCGUAGGGGAACAGACCCUGUACCUGGAAAUGAGAGGCUGGUGUGGGAAUUCUGCAAGCAGCCAGGCCUGGGCAGCCUGCAGAACCAGUUUGGGUAAGGGGCUGCUCACCAGGGCAAGGGGUCUGGGUAAGCCUGGCUUCAGCACCCUGUGUUCUCCUCUCCCCGUUAGGCCUGAGUCCAGCCUCCAAGACUGACCCAUCUCAGCCAGUUCUGGGUUGCUUCUAAUAUAUGUCCAGGCUGGCUGGCCGAGCACCUACUGUGUGCAGUCCAGUGUAACAAUACGGUGGGCCAUCUGUGGGGCUUGCCCUGGGCCUGCAUCGCUCAGUGCCGGCACAGCCUUCUGAGGAGGGUUACCAGACGAUCUGGCAAGUGCAGAAACUGGCCCAGAGAGGUUAAGUAAUAUUCUGAAGGUCACACAGCUGGUUUGGAGAGAGGUGGGAAUUAGACCCAGAUUUGAAUUCUUGCCACUGCACUAUCUGCUUCCCCGGCAUGGAGGGUAGCGGCAGGGAUGGGUGGGCGGGGAGAGAGAUGAGAAUUGGAGAGUGAGGUACAAAACCUCCCUGUCAAAAACAAUAAACAAACAAAAACAACCCAACAAAAAAAACCUCUCUGUCCUGGGUCCUGUGGGGCAGCAGCUGCAGAGGGGUACCUGGAAAUGGGUGGGGAUGAGGGGAGCACACAGGGCGCUGGGCUGGGCCCUCCCCGGGUGGAAAAGCUGGCGGGGAGGACGCGGCUGAGUCACUGCGGGCCCCUCGCUGCAGCUCGGACUAGCGCCUCUGCCAGGCCCGGCCCGGGGGAGGCCACAAGGCUUCCAGUGCGCCGCCGUCCGGGAAUGUGACCAGCUGACCAGGGAGGGGGCCGGCAGGAAGUGAGGCCACCCGGCCGCCUCCGCCCGGUUCCGGGGUGGGGGGGUCCCAGGCCGCACCGCGCCCCCCUCCCUCCCUGCUCCCGCAGCUGCGGCAUGAUGUCAGCAGCCGGGUUUGGGGCAGUUGCCAUGGAGACAGGGGCAGGCUCAGGAGGGACCCCAUUCUUCCUUGAAGCCGCCCCUUGCCCGGGUUAUUUUUAGCGUCUGUUUACCUCAGUCCUGGGCAGCCCUGCGGUGGGGCGGGGCCGGACCGGAGACUCCCGGGAAAGCGGCUGGCCUGGCAUACCACUGAGCUGGGCCGCACAGGUGGCGGGACCUCCUGAUCCACGCAAGUGCACCAGUUUUGGCGUGUAGAGGGUAUUAAAGGCCGCGGGAUCUGGGGCCACGCAAGCGGGCAGAGUUCCAUUCCUAGCUGCCCUGAGCUGGCUAUGCUGCAGGCCCCAUCACCCUUGAGACCUGGGUUCUUUCCCAUGUCCAGAACAGACUUCAGGGCUGCCAUAAGUCCAGAUAAUCCCCUGGCUCUUAUCAGCCAGCCCCCACCAACACCAGUUGAGGUGGCCCCUCUCCCUUAGCUCAAGGGGUUCAGCUCUUUCCCUUCCCCCACCCCCAGCAGGGGAGAUCCUGCCUAUUCACCCCCUGGAAUUGUCACUUAGAUUGAUAUUCUAAUGGUCAUUUAGACCAACAGUUAUACAUCCUGGUCCCUGUGGCAGAAGCCCAGAGAAAGAAAAUUGAUGGGACACUCAGCCUACUCUGAGUCCAGCCCACCUACUCAGUUCCAGAAUCCCAGGGAACCCCCACCCAGCCCCAUUCUCAGAGGGCAGAAGCCCACCUGCUGAUACAAUCAGAAAGGAAGGAAGGGAAAAGGAAAUUGUCUAUGAGGUAGAGGAGUUGGGGUAGAUAGAGACUUGAAAUCUACCCCUCCAGCAGCUCAGGAUCUACCUGUAUCUGGGCAACCCAGUUCAGUCAGCCCCCAACUCAUAAUCAGCUCCUGCCUUCCUUCAUUGCUUUGGUGCAGGGCGCAGAGGGUACAGCAGUGAGCAAAGCAGACAGGCCUCAGCCCCCAGAGUUCACAAUCUGGUUGGAAGACAGACCCUAAAGGGGAACUGACAACUGAGUUAUGUGGCCUCAGGGAUCAGAGAGAGGAAACUAUGAGGCACCUUAAAGGGGGACCCAAUCCAAGGCAGGCUUCUUUGAGGAAGAAGUAGUAGGGUAAGACUUGAAAAAAGAGAGGGAGCUGGUCAGGCUGAGAGUAGUGGGAAGAGGAUAUAGGAUCAAUGAGAGCUGCUGCUUAAAUGCUGAAGAGCCUACAGGCAUGGGGAGAAUUCACAGUAUCUGGAACAGAACAAUCAUGGGGGGAACAGAGGGGAGGAGGAAGGUAUAUGAGGGAAGGGACAGAGCCUGAAGGUCUUGUGGGUCAUGUUAGAGAGUCUGGACUUUAUCCUUGGGGUAGAGGAAUGCCCAUGGAUGUUUCACAAGAGUUAGAAUGGAGGGAAGUUAAAGAUUUAGAGUCCUGGGGUUUGAAUCCUGGCCCUACCACUUAACAGCUGUGUAAUCUCGGGCAGAUUAAUAAUUGUUAAUAACAUCAGUUAACAUUUGUUGUGUGUUUACAGUGAGGUACUGUGUCCACCCCAACUUCUGUACUCCACAUACAAUUCUCCCUUCCCCGAACACUCCCAGUAGAGGAAGUAUCUCAUUUCAUCAUCCCAACAGCCCUGUGAGAUAGUUGUUAUUAUUACUGUUGUUAUCCUCAUUUAACAGAUGGAUACCUGCAGCCCCAAAAGGUUAAGAAAUGUCUCGCCCAAAGUCACACAGCCAGUUAGCCUCAGGUUUCUCACCUGUGAAGUGGGACUAAUAGGACACACCCCGUAGGUUUGUUGCCAGAAUUAAAUGAGAUGAUGUUUGUUAAUUAAGCACAGUGCUUGGCAUAGAAAUCACUUGAUAAAGGACAGUUUUUAGCAUUGUCAGGUGACUGGAAUUUCAAGAGGGGCAAUGCUGUUGUUGAAUAGAUCAUUGUGGGUUAGCAUGGAGACAGGGAACCCAUUAGGAAGCUGCUGUAGGGUUCUAGGUGAGAAUUGGUGAUGGCUUGGCCUUGAGUUCUAGCUAUAGGGGUGGAGGUGAGGGGGCAGAUUCCAGAGACGGCAGGAGUUGGGUGGCUGAGUAGAUGUGGGGGUAACAGAGGCUGAGGGAUCCACGAUGAUUCCUAGUUUCUGUCUUGAACAACUGGAUAAAUAGAUGGUGGGGCUGUUGGGGAGAGGUUAAGACUGGGGAGAGUCAGGUUUGAGGAGCAAAGUGGUGACUUUAGUUUGGGGCCUUCAAACUUAGCACAUCCCUAAUAACCCACUCCACAUUGUCACUCAGCUUCCAGGAGGUAUCCAGCUGGAUAAACAGGCCUGGUGCUCAGAAGAACGGUUUGGGCAAGGAAGAGACAUGGAAGCUGGCAAACUUUAGAUGGCAUUAAGCUGUGGGAGAUGUACCCAGCCCAUGAGUGGGGAGGAUGAGGCCCAUUCAGGGAUGGGGAGAAAGGCAGAUCCUCUGGGAAAAUAAUAAUGUGCAGCCAGAGCAAUAGGUGGAAAGCCAGAGGCACGUUGUCUCUUGAAAUCCAAGACAAGGAAAGGCUCAAGGAAGAGGAAGAGAACUACACAGUGAAAAGCUUUGCUGAGAUCAAGCAGGAUAAGGACCAAACAUUGGACACUGGAUUCAGCAAUGGGGAAGUCACUGGUGACCUUGUCCAGACCAGUCAGGGGAGUACUGGGUAUAGAAGCUGUACCAAGAUAGGAAGAAGAGUGGGUGGGUUUGGAGAGGAAAUGGAGGUAGACACCUCUUCAAGAAACUUGGCUCUAAAAGAGCCAAAUAGGGUGAGGGGUAGGGUAGCUAGAAAGAGGCUGGGAGUCCACAGAGGGGUCAUUUUUUUUUGUAGUUAUUUAUUUAAAGUUAACUUUAUACUGAAAUAUAAUAUUCACACAGAAAGGGUACAUGUCCUAACUGUACAGCUCAGAAGACAUUUUCACAAAGGAACACACCCAUAUAGGAUCAGGAAAUACAACCCAGAUUAGGAAACAGAACAUAAUCAGUACCCUGUCAGCCCCCUUGCGCUCCCUUCCAGUCACUACUCCCCAGGGGUAGUGUCACUACUAUUAAUAGUCACUACUAUUCUGACUUCUGUCACCAUAGAUUAAGUUUAACUGUUUUUGAACUUUAUAUCAAGGAACUCAAACAUAUAUUCUCUUUUGUGGUCUUGUUUUUUUCACUCAACAUUAUGUCUGUAGGAUUCAUCCACAUCGUUGCAUGUGGUUGUAUAUUGUCCAUUCUUUUUGUUGUAUAGCAUUCCAUUAUCUACUGAUGGGCAUUUGGAUGGUUUCCAAGGUUGUUUUCAUCUUCUAUGUGGGAGUGACUUGAGCUUGUUUGAGGCUUGUGGAGAAAGUCUGAAACACUCAUCUUCCAUGGAAAGGGAGAGAGAUGGCUAAGGUCACACAUGAGGAUUUCCCGCAUGGGAAACAAAAGCCUGGCUGAGGUUGAGAUUUGCUCUUUUCCAGCCCAGCUGCUGUGCCAAGACCUCUGGCAGCUCCCGCCAGCCUGUGCACAGGUGCAGAGAAGGCAGGGGGUUAGGUUGCCCAGGGUUGGUUUCUGCCAGGUAAUAGAGAAGCCCAGGGUGCUGGGGAUAUUGGUAGCAGGCGAGCAAGCUGGAGUGGUGGCUGCAGAUCCAGGCUGGUGAGAAGGGUGUGCAAGGAAGGUAGAGAAGAGAAGGUAGGAGGGAACUGGCAGACAGAAAGGAAGCAGAGGCGGAUUGUGAGCUCCGUGCAGGGCAAUGUCUGUGCAAUUCCAGCUGUUAUCUCCAGAGACUUGCAUAGGGUUGUCACUUGGUAAAUAGUUGAAUAAAUGAGCUGAGGUCUCAAGAGGUCACAGGUAGAAGGCAGGUGAGGUGGGGGUGAUGGAGAUGUGGUUCUGAUUUAGGAAAGGGUCAUUCCAGAGCCAGGUGAUGAGACUGAGGUGUUCCCAUGGAGGGUGGCUGCACGGAGCAGAGAGGCCAGUGUUGGGUGGGCAAUCCAUGGGAAUGCAUAGCUGCCAGCAUAGGGUGCACAGCAUCCAGUCUUCAAGGAGGGAGGGGGAGAGAGCAUUUCUCAAACUAGGAUCCUUGGACAUCUUGCAUCUGAAUCUGUAGGGGGGUGGUGGGCUGGUUGGAAAUGCAGACCCCUGGGCCCACCCCAGCCUCUUGGGGAAAAAGUAAGCCCAGUGCAGCAGAAUUGAGCAUCAAGGAGCAAGAGUGUUUAUGGGGUGGGGGAGCACCCAGGCCAUCUGAGAGGAUGAGAUGCUCAAUGGACCCUGAGUAUGGUGGCCUUUAUCCAGGCUAGAGUUGGAUAGGGAUAGUCAAUAAAGAGAUACUGGGGGCAAGAAAGGGCCAACAGCAAGGGGAUUCAGCCCAUGUGAGGUGGGGGCCAGAAGGAUGGGGCCUCUGCCCUAGGAUGCAGCUUCUGCCAGAGAGAAGGCCCUGAUUGGGGAAUGGGACCGGAUCCUCUCGCCUGUGGCCUGGGGGUAGAGAGGGUGUCCAGACUGAGCAUCCCCUCUGAGGGUGGAGGGAUGGGGGUGGUGCAGGGUGCUAUGGGACUCUCUGCACCCAGUUGCUUCUCUUCCUUCUCUCGGUGGCAACACAUAAUAUGGGGUUGAUCCAGUUCCCCACUUUUAGCUCCUUCUCAGCCUCCAAACCCCCUCAUGCUCAGUGCUUCUCUGCCGUCCUUUGGCACAGCCCCUACAGUUAGCACCCCCAGCCCUUCCUUCUACUCUCUCAGCCCCUGCUCUCUAGCCUUCACACACUCAGAACCCCAACUCUCAGCCCUCUGUCCAGCUCUCUCUCAGCACUCCUCAACAGCCACACUGUGAGCCCCCUGUGCUAACUGCACCCAAUUCAGCCCCACACGGUGUCCUCACUCUGUUUAUCCCUCCAUAUUCACCGCCGCCCUCGACUCCCUUUACCCACAGUCCUGACCCAGCCGAGAAGACCCCUGUCAGUCCCCUGCCUGUGGGGAACCUCCAGUCACCCCUCCCAGAGGCUGGGAGGGGGGCCAAGGGCCAGGUGCCCCCGUGGUCCGGCGGGUCCCGCCCCAUCCCGGCGGGCUGAGUCAGGCGGCAGGAACUGGGCGGGGGGCGGCGCCAGGAGGAGCUGAAGCAGGAGCCAGAGUCGCUGGGAGCGAACGCGGAGCCCAGCCCGGCCGGCACCGAGUGGCCCUGGGCCGGCGGGGACACGGGGGGCAAGCACGGAGCUUGGAGGGCUGUCCCGGACUUACCAUGAACUCCAAGAAGAGAGGGAGCCCUGCGCGGACUCAUUCCAUGAUGUCCCUGUCGGUGCGGCCGCAGCGCCGCCUGCUCAGCGCCCGGGUCAAUAGGAGCCAGUCCUUCGCAGGCGUCCUCGGCAGCCAGGAGCGGGGGCCCAGGAGCUUCCCAGCCUUCAGUCCCCCGGGGCCCCCACGGAAGCCCCCAGCGCUCUCCCGAGUGUCCAAGAUGUUUUCAGUGGCGCACCCGGCCCCCAAGGUCCCACAGCCUGAGCGGCUGGACCUGGUGUACACGACGCUCAAGCGAGGCCUGACGGCCUAUUUGGAAGUGCACCAGCAGGAGCAGGAGAAACUCCAAAGACAGAUAAGGGAGUCCAAGAGGAAUUCUCGCCUGGGCUUCCUGUAUGACUUAGACAAGCAAGUCAAGUCCAUUGAACGCUUCCUACGACGGCUGGAGUUCCACGCCAGCAAGAUCGACGAGCUGUACGAGGCAUACUGUGUCCAGCGGCGUCUCCGGGAUGGCGCCUACAACAUGGUCCGUGCCUACAGCACCGGCUCCCCAGGGAGCCGUGAGGCCCGGGACAGCCUGGCCGAGGCUACUCGGGGGCAUCGGGAGUACACAGAGAGCAUGUGCCUGCUGGAGAGUGAGCUGGAAGCACAGCUGGGCGAGUUCCAUCUCCGGAUGAAAGGGCUGGCCGGCUUCGCCAGGCUAUGUGUGGGCGAUCAGUAUGAGAUCUGCAUGAAAUAUGGGCGUCAGCGCUGGAAACUACGGGGCCGCAUAGAGGGUAGUGGAAAGCAGGUGUGGGACAGUGAGGAAACCGUCUUUCUUCCUCUGCUCACGGAGUUCCUGUCCAUCAAGGUGACAGAACUGAAGGGCCUGGCCAACCAUGUGGUUGUAGGCAGCGUCUCCUGUGAGACCAAGGAUCUGUUCACUGCCCUGCCCCAGGUUGUAGCUGUGGACAUUAAUGACCUCGGCACCAUCAAGCUCAGCCUGGAAGUCACGUGGAGUCCCUUCGACAAGGAUGACCAGCCCUCAGCCGCUUCUACUGUCAACAAGGCCUCCACAGUCACCAAGCGCUUCUCCACCUAUAGCCAGAGCCCACCAGACACGCCCUCACUUCGGGAACAGGCCUUCUAUAAUAUGCUGAGGCGGCAGGAGGAGCUGGAGAAUGGGACAGCGUGGUCCCUGUCCUCCGAAUCUUCCGAUGACUCCUCUAGCCCACAGCUCUCAGGCACUGCACGCCACUCCUCAGCCCCCAGGCCCCUGGUGCAGCAGCCUGAGCCUCUGCCCAUCCAGGUUGCCUUCCGUAGGGCUGAGACCUCCACUUCUGGAACCGUGGAUGAGGAGGGGGCCAUGGCCCCAGCCCUGGCCAAUGGGCAUGCCCCCUACAGCCGGACUCUGAGCCAUAUCAGUGAGGCCAGUGUGGAUGCUGCCCUGGCUGAGGCUUCAGUGGAGGCUGCAGGCCUAGAAAGUCUAGUCCAGGGACCCAGCCCACCUGCACAUCCAGGUCCCACACAUGGGGAGCACCCUAGUCCUGUCCCUUCUGCCCUGGACCCUGGCCAUUCUGCCAUAAGCCCCGCUCUCAGUACAACAGGCCCUGCCCACACAUCUACAGACCCUGCCCCCUCCGCACACCUAGACUCAGUUAACAAGGCCAUAAAUUCUAGCUCUCCUGAAUUGCCAGACCCCACCCACACCACUACAAGCGCCACCUCUAGUGUUGUAAGCCCUACCCAUAGUGCUCCAAGCCUUACUCACACUACCACAGUUUCUACCCACAAGACUGUGGUCUCUACCAUCACUAUUACAGGCCCUACCCCCAGUACCACAGGGUCAGUCCAGACCACCACAAGUCCCACCCACAAGCCGAUGCUUUCUACCGUCACUCCUGUAGCUCCUGUCUCCAAUACUACAGACCCAGUCCAGACCACCACAAGCCUCAGCCACACUGUCACAAACCUGACACACACUGUCACAAGCCCCACCAACAAACACGUGAUCUCUACCCUCUCUACUGCAGGCCCUACCCCCAGUACCACACACCCAGCCCAGACUACCACAAGCCCCACCCACACUACUACUAGCCCCACCCAUACUACUGCAAGCCCUACCCAUACCACCAUAAGCCCCACCCACACUGCUACAAGCCCUACCCAUACCAUAACAAGCCCCGCCCAUACCAUAAUAAGCCCUGCCAACACUACUGCAAGCUCUACCCACACCACCACAAGCAGUACCCACACUACUGCAACCCCUACCCACACAGCCAGGAUUUCAACUCACACCGCUACACCCAAUGCUAAGGACCCAGUCCAGAUCACCGGGAGUCCUACCCAUUCUGUCACAAGUCCCACGCUUAUAACUGUAAGCCCUUCCACUUUUCUAGAUCUUGCCACGCUCUCCAACCCCUCUGCAAACACAGACCCUCCCCUCCCAGGCAUCGACCCCCUGUCCUGUAGCUACCCAGCCUCCACUUCCUGCACUCAGGCAGACCCCAUAGCCCUCAGCACCUCCCACCCAAGUCCUACUUGCUCCAGUUGGGAACCCCUCACAAGCCCUUCCCCAAAACUCCCAGAAGCCAUCCGUCAGAGCCCAAGUCCCCCUCCCUCACCCCUAGCCCCUGUGCCCCAGCAUUCAGACCCUAGAGUGGCCAGGGCUGCCCAGGCCCCAGUUCCAGGGGCAGCUGGAGGUGCUGGGGACAGGAAACUGGAAGAGGCACUGGGGGCCCUAAUGGCUGCCCUGGAUGACUAUCGUGGCCAGUUUCCUGAGCUGCAGGGCCUGGAGCAGGAGGUGACCCGGCUGGAGAGUCUGCUUAUGCAGAGACAAGGCCUGACUCGCAGCCGGGCCUCCAGUCUUAGCAUCACUGUGGAGCAUGCCCUGGAGAGCUUCAGCUUCCUCAAUGAAGAUGAAGACAAUGACAGUCCUGGGGACAGGCCCCCAAACAGCCCGGAGCCUGGGGCUGAGGACAGCCUCGACUCACCUAGUGCCCGACCCCUCAGCACAGAGUGUCCAGCUCUGGACACUGCCUUGGUCCAGCAUCUGUACCACUGCAGCUGCCUCCUGCUGAAACUGGGCACAUUUGGGCCCCUGCGCUGCCAAGAGGCAUGGGCCCUGGAGCGACUACUACGGGAGGCCCGAGUUCUCGAAGCAGUAUGUGAGCUUAGCAGGCGAUGGGAAAUCCCUGCCACCUCUGCCCAGGAAGUGGUGCAGUUCUCGGCCUCCCGGCCCGGCUUCCUGAUCUUCUGGGACCAAUGUACAGAGGGACUCAGCCCCUUCAUCUGCCCCGUGGAGCGGGUGCUCCUCACCUUCUGCAAUCAGUACGGCGCCCGUCUCUCCCUGCGCCAGCCAGGCUUAGCUGAGGCUGUGUGUGUCAAGUUCCUGGAGGAUGCCCUGGGGCAGAAGCUGCCCCGGAGGCCCCAGUCAGGCCCUGGAGAGCAGCUCACCGUCUUCCAGUUCUGGAGUUACUUCGAAGCCUUGGACAGCUCCUCCAUGGAGGCCUAUGUGACCGAGACUGCCGAGGAGGUGUUACUGGUGCGGAAUCUGAACUCAGAUGACCAGGCUGUGGUGCUGAAAGCCCUGAGGUUGGCACCUGAGGGGCGGCUUCGAAGGGAUGGGCUCCGGGCCCUCAGCUCCCUGCUUGUCCAUGGCAACAACAAGGUCAUGGCUGCUGUCAGCACUCAGCUCCGGAGCCUGUCACUGGGCCCUGCCUUCCGGGAAAGGGCUCUACUCUGCUUCCUGGACCAGCUCGAGGAUGAGGAUGUGCAGACGAGAGUGGCUGGCUGCUUGGCCCUGGGCUGCAUCAAGGCUCCUGAAGGCAUUGAGCCCCUGGUGUACCUGUGCCAAACGGACACAGAAGCCGUGAGGGAAGCAGCUCGGCAGAGCCUGCAGCAAUGCGGAGAAGAGGGACAGUCUGCCCAUCGACGGCUGGAGGAGUCACUGGAUGCCCUGCCCCGCAUCUUCGGGCCCGGCAGCAUGGCCAGCACGGCAUUUUAAACUCCCCACCCACCGGCCCCCAGUGCCCCUUCCCCCCACUUUCAGGGCUUACCAGGCACUGGCAGGGAGGGUGAGGGCUGGCUCCAGACACUCCUCCCUCACAGAUUCCUAUCAAUGAAAAUCUAAUAUAUUCUCCUUUUGUCCUCGGGGUGGGUAGAGUCAGUGCCGCAGUCAAGUGCCUCACAGCCUCGGCUCAGCACACUUGCCAUAGAUCGGUGUCCCGGGCCUGGCCGUCCUGCCUCUGCCCUGCCACGUCCCUUGGUUUUGUAUUUUAUUUACAGAGUUUUACAGAAAAUAAAAAAGCAAAAUGCCUUUCCUA